CAAACAAGCCAAAGGGUUUCAGCGGGUAAAGAGGUUUGAUAAUAUUAUUUCUCACACAAAGUGUUGCUAAGCCAGCGUAAAAAUGGCCGGUUUAGAGUCGAUGAUAGUGGAAGAGAAACCGCAGCCACCGAAAUCGGUGGACCGAGAGAAGACCUGCCCGUUGCUCCUGCGCGUGUUUUGCUCCACCGGACGGCACCAUUCGACGAACGAGUACGCCUACGGUAAGGUGCCCUCGAACGAGCUGCAAAUCUACACCUGGACGGAUGCGACACUGCGCGAACUGACGACACUGGUGCGAGACGUAAACCCGGAGACACGCCGCAAGGGCACGUACUUUGAUUUUGCCGUCGUCUAUCCGGACCGGGGCUCGUCGUUCCGGAUGCGCGAAAUCGGUGUUACCUGCUCGGGCCAGAAGGGCGCGGACGAUUCGAAAACGCUGGCCCAGGCCAAGUUUACCAUCGGCGACUACAUGGACAUUAACAUCACGCCGCCGAACCGGAUCCCUCCACCGAGGCGGCAACGACCGUACUAAACAGGGGGUGCCAAUGGUGCACAACUAGGAUAGGCUUUUCUUCUUCGGAAUUUUUCGAGAAUCAUUUUUGGUAAGUUCCAUCAGAAUCGGAGACAAACGAAACGCAUUUGAUGUGGAGUGCAUGGCCCAUUAGUUAAGACUCAGAAAACGGCGGGUUCACCGAGAGAGCGCGAACCGUCGUGUGUGUUUGUGUGCGGCGUCAACACUGUCUUCGACCAGGCCACCAAAACUGCUGGCCCCUCCGCGCAAAGGCGGAAGACGCAUGCUUAUAAUAAAUACUAUUUCUUCUU
Anopheles bellator is the source of this 822-nucleotide messenger RNA. RefSeq names its product histone deacetylase complex subunit SAP18 (gene Bin1). Gene Ontology annotation, biological process: negative regulation of DNA-templated transcription. The record is from RefSeq and is a predicted model, not a curated record. NCBI's taxonomy places the organism in Eukaryota, Metazoa, Arthropoda, Insecta, Diptera, Culicidae. The transcript has 3 exons. Gene Ontology annotation, cellular component: nucleus. The coding region runs from base 83 to 532 and encodes 149 amino acids. Gene Ontology annotation, molecular function: transcription corepressor activity; transcription factor binding.